CAUAAACAAAUGUUAAAAGAACUCGAAAAGUAAAACAUUACCAAAAAACUAAACAAUAACUCGAUUUUUACCCUACAAUACAAGUUUAUAAGGGUGCGUAGUAAUAAAGGACUUUGGUGAUCGUUGAAAGAAUUACUUCCCUGACAAAUUCCAGAUGGGCAGAGCGACUACUAGAGUGACGAGGGACACCUCAAAGGCCACAACUAAGGGGACCAAGGAUAACUCGAAACGAUAUCGCGAGAAAAUAAAAAAUGACCCGAUCAAGUUUCAGGAAUAUCGCGCCAGAGAAGCUGAAAGAAGUCGUUUAUAUCGCAAGAAACUGAAGGAAGUGGUCAAAAAGAACAAAAAGGUUCUUAAAACAAAAAGAGAACACGAUCGAAUUAGACAGCAAAAAUAUCGGGAGAAAAAGAAGGAAGAACUCGCAAAUCAGAAGUCAAUGGAAGAAAUGUUAAAGAAAGUUGAGAGGGCACUGCCAGCAAAAAAUUCUCGAAAGAUUGAAGUCAUUAAAAUGCUAUAUAGAAAAUAUGUUGAACCUGAAAGCGCUGAGGAGUAAGACUAAACUAAAAUAAAGCCAAGAGCAAGGCCAUCAUAGGAGAAUUACAAAUAAGAAAUAUCAUACACAUAAUGUCCUUCUAAUGGCAUUUAAAAAGAACUCAAAUAUUUACAAGUUUGAAACACUUCCAGGUGGACUGUUUAAGGACCCGGGGAAUAAAUAAAUAGUUUACAAAUAAAUCAGACAUAUUUUUA
Drosophila subpulchrella is the source of this 747-nucleotide messenger RNA. Its product is annotated as beta-mannosyltransferase 2. The coding region runs from base 155 to 553 and encodes 132 amino acids. The record is from RefSeq and is a predicted model, not a curated record. NCBI's taxonomy places the organism in Eukaryota, Metazoa, Arthropoda, Insecta, Diptera, Drosophilidae. The transcript has 2 exons.